CGCAGGCUCAAGCACACCUGUAUCGCUGAUCGGCAUAACAACGCAAAUUGUCGCCAAAACCGCGCUCACAGUACGGCAACCCCUCAAAGCGAGCAUAGCCCAGUUCAAAUGGCGUCGCUUGCACCGAUAGCAUUUGGUGGCCUUUUAUUUCUCCUCUCCGCCUCCUCCCUACACGGUGGUCAGAUCUGUGCGAAUCUAACUUCACCCUACUGUAGAAACGCCGGUUAUAGCCUAACUGCAAACUUCCCACCUAUCGAUGGAAAGCCAUUUCAGGCCGCCAAGGGCAGCGAGCUCAAUACUUAUUUGCAGUUUUUGAAAAUGUGUUCACCGUACUCGGAGACUGUGAUGUGUUCCCUGUUUUUCCCCAAGUGUGACCCGAGUAUUAACGGACCUCAUCUUCCUUGUAAAAGCGUGUGUAAUGAAUUUGUCGACAGUUGCAGCAUGUUUCUUAAUCUCGCUUCAACUAAAGGUGUUCUGGCCGUCCUAUGUGAUCUCCUGCCAGAGUUUGACGGUAACAACCAAACGUGUUUUCUCCCGAAAGGCUUUAAUAGAAGCACCGCCGCUCCGGGUAUCCCCAAAGAUGUAUGUCACAAAAUAGAGGAUGAGAACUGUGUUGAUGAUCUCCACUACAACGCCACAUUCUACAACAGCGCCAUGCAAUCCAAUGCCACAUUCAACCUCUUGCAGCAACUCGUCAUGAAAAACUGUUCAGCAAAGACUGAGAAGUUUACCUGCUUUUCACGUUCCCCACCUUGUUAUAAGGACAAGAACUCUAUCAAAAUCCCAUGCCAGUCCCUUUGCAAGGAGGUUCUUAAUGACUGUCAUAAAGAACUAUCAGAUCUUGGACUUCAUUGGCCAGAUUGUGAAGUAAUUUACCCUAAUGGGACAGGGGAGAAUGACCUAUGUCUGAUCUCUAAAUGGCCAGCCCCGUGGUCAGAUGGUAACUGGACAAUGCCGACAGCUAUACCUCCAACAACAAGUGUUUCCACGCCAACACCACCACCAACACAACCACCACCAACAACAAACCCAGUGAGUAAACAUUGCCAACCGAUGACCAUCAAGUCGUGCGCCAAAGCUGGUUACCCGUUUACCUUCAGCUACCCUGACGUGAAUGGCCAGCCAUACCAACAAGCGAAAGCCCUCUAUCUCGACUAUUACCUCAACUUGCUAAAAUGCUCCAAGCUAUCCGAACUGGUCCUGUGUUCAAUGUACGUUCCGCAGUGUCAGGAUGAGCACUUCCCUAAGCCCGUCCUGCCUUGCCGUCCAGUCUGCUACCAGUUCGUGAAGGAUUGUCACGCCUAUAUCCGGUUAGCUGCCAUAUUUGGCAUGGUCACGAGUAUUUGUGAUCUUCUUCCGGUCGAUUCGACACCGGAAGCGCCGUGUUUCGUGCCACCAGGGUUCGUGUCCCAGGCUGGUGGCACCUCCAAAGACGUGUGUCACCCCGUGGUCAAGAGCUCAAAGUGCGUUGACGAUCUCCACUACAACCAUACGUUUCUGCCGCCUCAAGAACAGGUUUCCUCGUACUUUAACCUUAUGAGGAGCAUCAUUGAUUCAGGCUGCUCCCCGGAAAUUGAACGUUUCUUCUGCUUCACAAGUCUUCCUCCGUGCAACUCCAACAAUGACCUCACUGUUCAGCUGCCGUGCAAGUCUCUUUGCCAAAAGGUUGUGCGAGACUGCAAGAUGGUGUAUGAUAGUUUGGGUUGGCCCGUGCCAGACUGUGAUUUCUUGCUGCCGAAUUCUACGGGCGUCAACGGAAUGUGUGCCAUAAGGAAUUUCCCUGUUCCCCUUAGACAUAUCGAUUCGUACACGCCGACCAAGUCCCCUCCCAAACGCAGGAAGAAGAAGUCUCAUGCGGGUGUGGUCGCAGGUAUCGUUGUUACACUCAUUAUCGUCGUCAUUGCUAUUGGGCUCGUUGUCUUUUACUUCAAGUUCUACAAGAAAAGGCAUCCCUUCGCCCCUCAAGUCUUCCACAAUGUGCAAUCCAAUGAAUACGAUUAGAGUCAAGAUCCCGAAAGGCUAACAAGUGCACUGUUAUGAGCACAUGCAGAAGGAUUUCAGCUUUAAAUAGUGAAUACCUCUGAUUUAUCAUAGAGAUACCGCACCAAAAUAGACUCCAAUAACACCCAUCACCAGGGAAGCUUUCUUGCACCGACAACCUUACCAGCGCUAUUGUCGUCUUUUAUGAAACAUCUGCACGACGUCAUCAGCAACCGUCUAAGUGACGUCAUCACCGACCUUGUGACCUUGUGGCUCUUAUGUUCACGCGAGGAGGGAGAAAAUCUCCAGUCUGUUUUAUAAAAAUAUUUACAAGAAAUGGAUAUUAGUCCCUGAAUGACAUAUUAUCUGACUAAAUGGUUCCUUUAAGGCAAGAAAACUCAUAAAAGAACUUGUUUGCGGCCAGAAUUUUUCACUAACCUAAAACGUUCAGUAAUAGAGGCUAGGGGCAGGGCCGUAGCAGGCGAUGGAGCACUGGGGGCACGUACCCCCCCCCCCCCCUCCCAAAUAUUUUCUAAAAUAAUAAGGAAAUGACCGGUAGGGGCGUGGCUGUGCCCCCCAUGGUUUUCAAUGUUUCUGUAUCGUGCCCCCCCCCCCCCCAAUAAUUCGAGGCUUGCUACGGCUAUGAGGAGUGCUGAGUGAGUCGAGCUCGACCAAUCAGCGAACGACAAAUAAUCAUAGAAGACCCUCGUGAGCGAAGACGGCGAAGCACUCUGAGUCCGACUUAUAGCGAUCGUUAUGUAUUAGACCUUUUCUUUGUAAGUUACACUAUUUCAAAAACGUUUGCACUGAAGAAACCACAGUCGCAACCCGCCGUAGUUCAUGGCUCGCAAUUGCUCGACGCUAAAAAUGUCAAUCUUGUAUUUUGUAUGUAUUUUUACUGUACUAAAAUUGGGGUCAAGGGGUCUUCAAGGAAGAUCCAGAGCGUAUGGCUGCGUAAACAGCGAAUGGCUAUUGUCACAGCUGUUUAAUUAGCUAGAUUUUGCUCAAACGCAAUACAGUGAAAACUUUUGGCGGUAAGCUUGGUAUAAGACUUUACUGUAGAAAUAUGGAGUGGACACUAAGCACCUACAGGUUAUUUUGGGAAAAGAAUAGAUGGCUCAUGAACACACGCCAUGAAAAUAAGAAAGAUUGAAUAUAAUAGUUUUGCAUGAAAUGCACCUAGUAAAGCUUAUAACAGACUGAAUGUUUUUCCGAAAAUUUCUCUAGAUGGAAGCAAUUUACGUUUUACAAGAUCUAAGUUCUUUAGUUCCUGUUUUUAUUUAUUGUAUUCUACGAUGCUAAUAGGCGUUUUCGAUAAACAGAAAAAUAAUCGCACAUUUUAAUACCGGUAUUAAUAACGCAUGGAAAGCAGUUUGAAGUUUGACCACAAAGUUUGUCUACUUAGUAGUACUGCAAGGUAGUAAUGUAGAUUUGUUAGUAAUGUAGAAUACCUUGUUAGUAAUGGAGAAUAUUUAUUUCAAACGCCUGUAAUCGAAAUUUAAACCAUUGAGCUGUAGACAUUUGCUUCACGGUGAUUUUGUUCAAACAAGUUAUUUCUAAAGUCGCUAUUUUGAAGAAAAAGUUUUGAGAUAGUUUUGUUUAAUUGGGGUCGCUCUUCACGGACACACUAACAGAUUGAUCUUAAUUACGUAAAGGAUUGAUCUUUAAUUACGUAAAGGGUUGAUCUUUAAUUACAAAAAGGGUUGAUCUUUAAUUACAAAAAGGGUUGAUCUUCAAUUACGUAAAGGGCGCAAACGCUGAUAUACCAUAUUUGAUAACUACCUUUGCAUGUCCGCUGCCAUCACAUAAAAGUGAAACAAAUUAAAAAAAUCACCCUCA
Nematostella vectensis (starlet sea anemone) is the source of this 3819-nucleotide messenger RNA. RefSeq lists its product as uncharacterized. Gene Ontology annotation, cellular component: plasma membrane. The transcript is spliced from 6 exons. Gene Ontology annotation, biological process: canonical Wnt signaling pathway; non-canonical Wnt signaling pathway. Gene Ontology annotation, molecular function: Wnt-protein binding; Wnt receptor activity. Lineage: Eukaryota; Metazoa; Cnidaria; Anthozoa; Actiniaria; Edwardsiidae. Bases 109 to 2001 code for a protein of 630 amino acids. The record is from RefSeq and is a predicted model, not a curated record.